Molecule: messenger RNA, 2879 nt
Organism: Eruca vesicaria subsp. sativa (arugula)
Lineage: Eukaryota; Viridiplantae; Streptophyta; Magnoliopsida; Brassicales; Brassicaceae
Source: the annotation of a GenBank genome assembly
AAAAAAAGAAAAUAUUAAAACCCAAGGUUGGUGGAGAAAAAAACACUGAAUUCAGGUUUAAGUUACAAGCCUUGUGUUUUCUUCUUCUCUCUCUAGAUCGCAAUCUCCAUGUCUGGUUAGAGCUUCCUUUCCUCUGUCGUAUCUUUACUUCCUACCGAAUCUCUUUCUGGAAAACAUCCUCUGUUCCUUUGUUCUUGUCCUUGAUGGCUUCUAAGGUCGAUUCCAGCGUCUCCGAUCUCUUCUCAUCAGCUCCAUCUCUCCAGAGUAACCUCGGGAUCUUGUCUCCUGAUCAGAUCGAAUUGGCCAAGAUCCUGUUAGAGAAUGGUCAGAGACAUCUCUUCAUGCACUGGUCUGAGCCAGGCGUCUUUGACAAUGAGAAGCUAGGAUUCUUCGAUCAGAUUGCUCGAUUGAAUUCAAGCUAUCCAGGGGGAUUAGCAGCAUACAUUAAGACUGCUAAAGAGCUUCUAGCUGAUUCAAAGCUAGGGAAGAACCCAUAUGAUGGUUUCUCUCCUUCUGUUCCUUCAGGUGAAAAUCUUACUUUUGGUGAUGACAACUUCAUUGAAAUGGAGAAAAGAGGUGUCGUCGAAGCUAGGAAAGCUGCUUUUGUUCUUGUUGCUGGUGGGCUUGGUGAGCGUCUUGGUUACAAUGGAAUCAAGGUGGCUCUUCCAAGGGAGACAACUACAGGGACAUGCUUUUUGCAGCACUACAUUGAAUCUAUAUUGGCUCUCCAAGAAGCUAGCCUCAAGGUCGCUUCCGAUGGAAGUCAGACGGAUAUUCCUUUCAUUAUCAUGACAUCUGAUGAUACACAUUCACGUACCCAAGAUCUGUUAGAGUUAAACUCUUACUUUGGGAUGAAACCUACGCAAGUGCAUCUCCUGAAACAGGAAAAAGUUGCAUGUCUUGAUGACAAUGAUGCUAGACUUGCGUUGGACUCCAACAACAAAUACAAGAUCCAGACAAAGCCUCAUGGACAUGGCGAUGUACAUUCGCUUCUUUAUUCCAGUGGUCUUCUUGAUAAAUGGCUUGAUGCUGGUUUAAAAUGGGUUUUGUUUUUCCAAGAUACAAACGGACUUCUCUUCAAUGCAAUUCCAGCUUCUUUGGGUGUGAGUGCUACCAAGCAAUAUCAUGUCAACUCUCUCGCUGUUCCCCGCAAGGCAAAAGAAGCUAUUGGAGGAAUUACUAAACUUACCCAUGCUGAUGGCAGAUCUAUGGUGAUCAAUGUGGAGUACAAUCAACUUGAUCCUCUACUUAGGGCAUCUGGAUUCCCUGAUGGGGAUGUUAAUUGUGAGACAGGCUAUUCCCCUUUUCCUGGAAAUAUUAAUCAAUUGAUUCUUGAACUUGGUCCAUACAAAGAAGAGUUGCAAAAAACUGGAGGGGCCAUUAAGGAGUUUGUUAAUCCAAAAUACAAGGAUAGCACCAAAACAUCAUUCAAAUCUUCAACUCGUCUAGAGUGUAUGAUGCAAGAUUAUCCAAAGACAUUACCACCAACAGCACGUGUUGGAUUCACGGUGAUGGAUAUAUGGCUUGCUUAUGCACCCGUUAAGAAUAACCCCGAGGAUGCUGCUAAGGUACCAAAGGGAAACCCAUACCACAGUGCAACUUCUGGAGAAAUGGCCAUUUAUCGUGCUAACAGCCGUAUUCUUCAAAAGGCUGGUGUGAAAGUGGAAGAGCCUGUGAAGCAGGUCUUGAACGGCCAAGAAGUUGAAGUAUGGUCUCGUAUCACAUGGAAACCCAAAUGGGGAAUGAUCUUCUCUGAUAUCAAAACAAAAGUCAGUGGGAACUGCGACAUCUCCCAGAGAUCAACGAUGGCUAUUAGGGGUCGAAAUGUGUUUAUCGAAAAUCUCUCCCUGGAUGGUGCCCUUAUUGUAGAUUCAAUUGAUGAUGCCGAGGUAUGGAAAGACUAUUUUAUCUCUUUAGUUAUAGUAUCAUGUGAACAGACUUAUGUAUCAUGUGAAAAAACAGGUGAAACUUGGAGGCUCAAUCAAGAACAGUGGCUGGACCAUGGAAACCGUAGACUACAAAGACACAUCGGUUCCAGAGGAAAUAAGAAUCAGAGGUUUUAGAUUCAACAAAGUGGAGCAACUCGAAAAGAAGUUCACUCAACCUGGGAAAUUUUCUCUGGAGGGUUAAAGUUAGCAAAGUAAGGAAAUUCGGAAAUCUCGAAUGAUCUAUUUGUUCUUCUGUUGCAUCUUUCAUUCAUCCAACGAGACGCGUGCUUUCUUUACGACAUUUACUUAAUAGUUCAUUUACCAACGAUAUUCAAUAUUUGAUUCUAUGGUCUUAUAAAACAUACUGGCGAUUUUUACUUAAUUUUUUUAUAUAUGUAUGAAUAUUAUAAGGUAGCUACAAAAGUAGAACAAGAAGCUCAGAGAGCCAUUGAUAAAAGUGUUAUGGGGCAGAUAGAUGUAUGUACAAAUGGGCUCAAGACUUGAUCUCUAUACUCAUAAGCUGUAUAUUAAUGGAACAUUGAGGAGCUGAGUACUGAGACAUGCGUGAAACUUCAACAUAAACUACGCCAAAGGUUUUGAGUCAAAAGGGAAAAACUAUUCCAAUUCUGAGCAUCCAGUGAAUGUAGACCAGAGGAAGUCAUUGUCAGGUUAUGCAUAGGCAAUCUUCUGAGCUGGGAUAGAAGCGUGAUGGCACAGGUAGCAAUGGAAUGUUUGAUUCCAAAGAUCAUGGUGCAGAUUUUUGAGGUGAAGUUCUCUGAUUCUUCACUUGAAGAUAGAAGCGUGACAUGAACGUAGGGUGGCAAACACUCUAGUGAUGCUUAACCAACUAACUGAAAGUCAUGUCAUAUUCUCUAGUACAUAUGUAUUCUGUUUCCCUCGGAUCUAAGAUCUGAUUUGCGGUAGUUUUUUUUUAUAAAGAACCAACUGAUA